UCCUUCCUCCGCCUCACCUCCUUUCUUUCCAGAAAGAGGAAAUGAUGCGAUUCGACGUCGCAGGCCACGGCCCCCAUGCUCCCACUAGUCUCGUUCUCGCUCCCCGGCUCCCCAGCUGGGGGACCUGCUCCCACAGGCUCAUCCCCGGGGCAAGGCCUGGUUGGGCUCCUUGAUACCCUAGGAAGCCUUGAGACUCAGGCUGCGCAGGCCUUCAAGGCCCCAGCAUGAGGCCCCAGCCCCGCCGGAGCCCCCAUGCUGCCCCGGCCCCCGGCACGCCGUGCUAGCCCCCAGCCAGGGCGCGGGGAGGCGCGGUGGCCAUGGCCAGCCACGUGGACCUGCUGACCGAGCUGCAGCUGCUGGAGAAGGUGCCCACGUUGGAGCGGCUGCGCGCCGCCCAGAAGCGCCGGGCCCAGCAGCUGAAGAAGUGGGCGCAGUACGAGCAGGACCUGCAGCACCGCAAACGCAAGCACGAGCGGAAGCGCAGCACCGGCGGCCGCAGGAAGAAGGUGUCCUUCGAGGCCAGCGUGGCCCUACUGGAGGCCUCGCUUAGGAACGACGCCGAAGAAGUGCGCUACUUCCUGAAGAAUAAGGUCAGCCCUGAUUUGUGCAACGAGGAUGGACUCACAGCCCUGCACCAGUGCUGCAUCGACAACUUUGAGGAAAUUGUCAAAUUGCUCCUCUCCCACGGUGCAAACGUGAACGCCAAGGACAACGAGCUGUGGACGCCCCUGCACGCUGCGGCCACCUGCGGCCACAUCAACCUGGUGAAAAUCCUCGUUCAGUAUGGGGCCGACUUGCUUGCCGUCAAUUCUGAUGGGAACAUGCCCUAUGACCUCUGCGAGGAUGAGCCCACCCUGGAUGUCAUCGAGACGUGCAUGGCGUACCAGGGCAUCACCCAAGAGAAGAUCAACGAGAUGCGGGCAGCCCCUGAGCAGCAGAUGAUUUCGGACAUCCACUGUAUGAUUGCAGCCGGCCAGGACCUCGACUGGAUAGAUGCCCAGGGGGCCACGCUGCUGCACAUAGCUGGAGCCAAUGGAUACCUGCGGGCAGCCGAGCUCCUUCUGGACCAUGGAGUGCGUGUGGAUGUGAAGGACUGGGAUGGCUGGGAGCCCCUGCAUGCGGCUGCCUUCUGGGGACAGAUGCAGAUGGCGGAGCUCUUGGUGUCCCAUGGGGCCAGUCUCAGUGCUAGGACAUCCAUGGAUGAGAUGCCAAUAGACCUAUGUGAGGAAGAAGAGUUCAAGGUCCUGCUGCUGGAGCUAAAACACAAGCACGACGUGAUCAUGAAGUCGCAGCUGAGGCACAAGUCAUCCCUGAGCAGGAGGACGUCCAGCGCGGGAAGCCGCGGGAAGGUGGUGCGUCGAGCCAGCCUGUCGGACAGGACCAACCUGUACAGGAAGGAGUAUGAGGGAGAGGCCAUCCUGUGGCAGCAGCGGAGCGCAGCUGAGGAUCAGAGGACCUCCGCCUACAACGGGGACGUCAGAGAGACCAGGACAGACCAAGAGAAUAAGGACCCAAACCCCAGGCUGGAGAAGCCCGUGCUGCUCUCCGAGUUUCCUACCAAGAUCCCCCGAAGUGAAAUGGACGUGCCUGUUGAGAAUGGCCUCCGGGCUCCGGUCAGCACCUACCAGUAUGCACUGUCCAACGGGGACGUCUGGAAAGUGCACGAGGUGCCCGACUACAACAUGGCCUACGGCAGCCCUGGCAUGGCCGAUGCCACCCCGCCCUGGAGUGGCUACAAGGAACAGAGCCCCCAGACGCUUCUGGAGCUGAAGCGGCAGCGGGCAGCAGCCAAGCUGCUCAGCCAUCCCUUCCUGAGCACGCACCUGGGCAGCAGCAUGGCCAGGACGGGCGAGGGCAGCAGUGAAGGCAAGGCCCCCUUGAUCGGAGGCAGAACUUCACCGUACAGCAGCAAUGGGACCUCGGUGUAUUACACGGUCACCAGUGGAGACCCCCCGCUCUUGAAGUUCAAGGCUCCCAUGGAGGAGAUGGAGGAGAAGGUCCAUGGCUGCUGCCGCAUCUCCUAGUCUCCGUGUGAUGGGGCAGAGAGAUGCUUUGGGGAGAGUGUCCCUGGAAUCCAAGCCAGCCCAGCAGCCCUGGCUGGGGAGGCAUCAGAGGGUGGCUGCGGGGAGGUGGGCUCUGCUUUCCCGAGGAAUGCUGACCCCACCUCUCAGCCAGCUGUCUAUAGCAUCACCACUUCCCACGGUUCUGCUUUGUGCUGCAUUGUCUGCCAUCAAAAACAAGGCCCAUGGUGGCUUCCUGACUUAUCCUGGUGUCAGAUUUUGGGAGGGCGGCUGGGAUUCUAGUUCAGUUGUUGGACAAGGCUUCUCUGGACCAAUACUCGCAAGUCACAUAUCAACACACACACACGUGUGUGUGCAUACACACACUCAAUCAACAUGUGUAGGGAUGAUCCAGCUGAGCUCAUGGGAAGCAGGUGGGACUGAGAAUUCGUGGGUUCUUCCCAAGAAGACUGAGGUUAAGAUUCAGAGUUGUGUCACCACUGCCACCGUGGCUUUAGCAGGGGAGGGGACCUGCUAAGCUGAGACCUGUCAUCCUGCCCAGAAUCAUACCAGCGCUUGGUAUCAUAAUCCAUAUCUGGCAGGAGCAGGAAGUCUUCUUUGUGUUCAGAGGGAGCUAUGCACCCACAUGGGGUAGAUUAGCGGGUUAGAGGGCUUGUCUUCAGCCUUGCCUGUGCCAGGAGCCAGCAGUGUGAGCACCCAGGGGCCGAGGUAGAAAACCAGGCUAUUCCAUUCCUGGAAUAAUCCAAAUCAUAUUUUGCUGUUGGAUGGAAAUAUAAAGUUGAGGAGACGGGGAACUCAGUUAGUGUUUCCAAAAAUGCGUUGAUGAAAGAAUUCUUUGGGGCUGUAAAACUCCAGGUGUUGUGGGGGGAAGAGGGGGUCACUGAAAUAGCUCUCUUUCAUGGACAGUAUUGUGAUCACUAGGUUUUACUGACUGGUGUUGGAUGGAAAAAUGAAGCUAAGUGAGAAGUUUCAGUUGGAAGGGCUUUUCCAGGGAGAGAGGUGAGUACGUGUUGUUAAUUUCUGCAAAUAUCCCUGGUAACCAUGACAGAGCCCAGCGCCCUGGCCAAUCUUUGUGAAUAUUCAGAUGGUUUCAGUCCAGCCUAUCUUGGCCAGCCUUCCUCAGACGGAGCCAUCAGAGUGAGCAGUAGGCGCUGCUGGGGCUCCACCUCUCCCAGAGUGAAUGCUCAGGACUCCCGGCCUAGCUUUGCUUUUUCUGGAAUGAGAAAAGUGACACAGGUUAGCCAGUUGGCUUGUGUGAUUUCCUGUCUGGCCCAGGGGCUCCCUUCCUGCUCCUCCCAGAGUUAUGACGCCCCAGGACUGCAAAUUCAAGGUGCCGGUGCCCAACACCCUGCCCUGCAUUCAGGAGAGCUGCGGUGGGGCUAGAGGUGGGUCUUGCCCCAGCUGUACAAUAUCAUAGCCCCAGUCCUUCUGAUGCUGGGGAGGGAGAGCUACAAGGAACAGGCUGCCUGCCACCCCCCCAUGUCAUUCUCUCAUAAGCCCCUUUGAAAUUGCUGCCUAUGAGUUGGGCGCUGUUCACAGGCUCAGCCAAAACCUACUGGUGUAACUAACUAGCGGCAGGUUUGUUUCCUGCUCUUUGCGCCUUUUAUUUGUCCUAAAACUACCUCUUUAGAGCUCUGAUGGAGCCCCCUAGGUCCAUUCUGGAAUUUGGGAGACAAAUAUGGGCUCCCUUUCACCUUCUUAUUUCUGAGCCUUUGAGAAAUUCUCCUGGAGGGACAUCUGGGUGAGGGGCUGGGGCUGGAGGAGCCCCCACCUUGUGCCACAAUCCCAGUAAUGGGGUCUGGUGUUUGUCCCAUUCUCAGACCCCCACUGUGGCCUCCAUGGCUCCUGUCACCCCAAGGUGGAGCUGGAUCCCAAGGGGCCUGGCUGAGACUUUACCGGGAGCAGGGCAGCUGGGCCAGAGAGCAGGGGCCUCAGGGGAGUCACUGCGCCCCUGGUGGCUCCUGGAUGCAGGGAGUGUCACAGCAUCGGGCCACUCCCACCCCAGCUCCGGGACAGAUCAAGUCUAGGGUGGAAAGGCAGGUCAGGUGACUGUAGACAGGCGUGUGUGACACCUGCCACAUCCCUGGGGACUGGGGCCAGCUCGCCAUCAUCUCAGCUUAUGGCUGGAGCAGGGUAGGGAUGAUCCAAAAACACACAUACCUUUAGGCUUUAAAAUAGUGUUCAGAUCAGACUGACACUGAAAUUCCUCUUAAGCUGACUCAAGCUGCAAGCUGGGAGGAGCCGAGGGAAGCCACACACUCCAAGGAGGGAGCUGUGCAGGUUUUCGGAUCUGUUUGCUCAGGGGCUAGAGACUGAGGCUUUUAUUGCCCUCUCUGAGCCCUUCUGGCUAUUCCCUCUUUCUUCCUUGCCUCCUGUCUCCUGGGCCAUUCCUCUCCAUCCCCGAAGGCGGGGAAUCCCUGUUGAGUCCCUGACAGGAGCCAACGGCAGACUCUUGGUCAUUAGGUUGUGUUUUUAGGUCAUUCAUUUAUUCACUCAUGUAGUUUGUUGAGUAGCUGUGAUGCACCAGACACAAUGGUUCCAGGGAUAAAGGAGAAAUGAGACAGAGGGAAGAGACUGCACUUUACAGUUCUCAUCCCUUGAGGACCACAGGUAUCAGCAGCCCCAUUCAAUUCACCUGAGACAGAGGGGCUGCAUCCUGGUCCAGCACCCCUUUGCUUUUCUGCUCCUAGAAUCCCUAGAGUAUGAAUUCUUUUGGCUGGGAAGCUGCUGUCAUGGCCACCCCUGGAUAAUACUUGCCACUAAAUGGAGAUGCUGGAGCUUGGGUUCCAGGUAGACACCAACCCAAGUCCGAACUUUCAAGGCUAGCUGCCUUCAGGCAGCAUCUUUCAGGCACUGUAUAAUAGCAGCUUGAAGUCAGUGUCUAGAAGAACAAGGAGUCUGGAAUUUGCUGCCAAAUGCAUCUCAUGUGCUUAAGCUCAUUAUCUCUUGCUCAUUUUUGCUUAUUUAUUAUCUAGUCUUCCUGCCCCACCAAUGGAUAAUAGGAGGAAAAGGAGCUUCUCCUUUAACAUGGAAGCCCUUCCUUAUGAGUCUGCCUCUCUUCCUGGCAGGUGUGGAUCAAGGAGCUGGGAGAAAGCUGGCAAGGUUGACCAGAUGCCCAGCUCCCACUCAACCCAGGUCUGGUCUCACUUCCUGGCAGAUUAAAGGAGGCUAUUUCCAAAGCCUGUGCCACAAGACUCUCUGUGAGCUCUGGCCCUUUCUCCCACCCUAUGCCCCAAACAAAUGAAAAUUUGUGGCUAUCACCCGAGAGUGAGUUUCUGGCCAGUGGCUCAGGGAAGUUGAAUGAACCCUAGACCCAGGUCUUCUGAAGACUUCAGAAUGUCAUUCUCCAUUAAAGAUGCUGCAUUGAUAAAACUGCUCUGUACUGUUUGAUCAAUUUCAGUAGGCUUAGAAAAGUUAACAAGAGUGUGUCCCCUGUCCUACCCACUAGUUUGCUGGCCUUGUGAUAACAGGAGACCAUUUUGAUUAUUGGUGUCAGGUUCCUUUUGAUCUUGAGUUCUCUCUCCCACUUGCUUUCCCAGAGCAGAAUACUGGAACACUUUCUAGAAGGGCACUCCUUACAGGAUGCCCAGAGGACUGUAUUUAACUCUUGCUAUUGUGGCCUGGGGACAGCCUCCCCUCCCCCAGGGCACCUAAGAGCAAAGGGUCAUGUGGUCAAUGGGUGACUCCACAGCAGGGACCGACCACCUUUGCUAGAAGCUCUCCUGGACAGAGUCUCUUGUUGGCCAGUUGGCCGGAGGGCUUGCUACCUAAGGGCAUCGCAAGUGCCACAGUUCUGAGCCUGGCUCUGUGCGCCCAAGAAAAGUCUGCUGACGUCCAGCCCUCCGCAAUAAUCCACCAGACCAGAAGCCACUGAUGUCCAGAGAACACUUAAGAAAAAAUGUAUUUUAUGUGAAAAAAAAAAGUUAAAACUCUGUAUACUGUAUCAGCAGCUUUGUGUAAAAAUGGCAAUCAAGAGAGUCUAAUAUAUUUAAAACUUUUUUAAAAAAAAAAAUCCUCGCAGAUCUUUGAUAUUGUAUUGAAGUAACUUCCAGGUAGCUCCUCGCUGGGGCUCCACCGCAUCCCAAAGGGGCGUGCCCCUGGAGUUGCUUCCAGCUGCCAAGGCCUGUGACAGAAUUCGCUGUUAAGAGUUUUUAAUUAAGAUUAUUAAAUUCCUUUUAAUAACA
This is a messenger RNA of Camelus dromedarius (Arabian camel), 6205 nucleotides long. RefSeq names its product protein phosphatase 1 regulatory subunit 16B (gene PPP1R16B). The transcript is spliced from 11 exons. Gene Ontology annotation, biological process: establishment of endothelial barrier; regulation of sprouting angiogenesis. Gene Ontology annotation, molecular function: protein binding; myosin phosphatase regulator activity; enzyme inhibitor activity. NCBI's taxonomy places the organism in Eukaryota, Metazoa, Chordata, Mammalia, Artiodactyla, Camelidae. The record is from RefSeq and is a predicted model, not a curated record. Gene Ontology annotation, cellular component: cytoplasm. Bases 318 to 2024 code for a protein of 568 amino acids.